AUUGGUUAGAUUGUCUGUUUCUUUGGGGGUUACAUUCAUCAGCGGCACCGAGCAACUUGCUGUACGGCAGAUACAUUUUCAUGAACUACGUCGUGACAAACCAAGGUUUUUGAAUCAGUAAUUCUAAAUAUAAGUAUUGUUUUUUUUUAAUCAGUAAUUCUAAAUAUAACAGUAAUAUUGCUAGACGCUUGUAGUCACAUCUCAAACCUGAUAUCGGAGCGUUGCUUCCUGCGUUUGGUUUGCUUGGGAGAGUUGUUUUUGCGGCAGUCAGUGAGAAAAGAGUGCUUAUGACAGCUCGGUUUCUGCAUUGAAUUAUCAGCAGUGUGUAGAAACAGGUAAAGAACAUAAGACGAACUAAACAUAUGGAGUUGUGACAAAUGACGUUGAUCUCAGUGUAAUGGAGUUGCAGGCAGUUGUAAUGGCUGCUGGAGGGGGCUCUCGAAUGAUGGACCUCACUUACAGCAUGCCUAAACCCCUGCUCCCUGUGGGAAACAAACCCCUGAUUUGGUACCCGCUGAAUCUGCUGGAGAGAAUCGGCUUUGAGGAGGUGAUUGUCAUUACAACAAAGGAGGUUCAGAAGCAGAUGCACAUAGACACCAAGAUGAAGUUGGAAAUGGUCUGUAUACAAGAGGACGCAGACAUGGGCACAGCCGACGCCCUACGGCACAUCCAGCAGAAAAUCAAGACAGAUAUUUUAGUUGUUAGCUGUGACCUGAUCACAGAUGUCGCCUUACACGAAGUAGUUGACUUGUUCCGUGCCCACGAUGCCACGCUGUCAAUGCUGAUGAGUAAAACACAUGAAUUCACAGAGACCGUUCCUGGGCAGAAAGGAAAGAAAAAGACAGGGGAACAAAGGGAUUUUGUUGGGGUUGACAGCUCAGGAAAGAGACUGCUGUUUAUGGCCAACGAGGCAGAUUUGGACGAGGAACUUGUCAUCAAGAAAUCCAUCAUGCGCAAACAUCCUAGAAUGCAUAUCAAAACUGGCCUUGUUGACGCACAUCUCUACUGCCUGAAGAAAUCUGUGGUUGACUUUUUAGCAGACAACAAAUCCAUCACCUCCAUCCGAGGGGAACUGAUUCCAUAUUUGGUUCGGAAGCAGUUCUCUGCGUCCACAAAUUCCCAGAAGACAAAAAAUGACUCCGAAAAGAACCAGAAAAAAACGGAUCUGAAAACUCCAGAUAUCCACAUUUCCUCCAAAGACGAGGACCUGCUCGAUCUUGCCCGGGAGAAGUCCUGCUGGAACGACCACCGCGGAGACAUGAGUGACGCGUACCACGGUGGCAAGCUACGCUGCUACGUGCACAUCAUGGAGGAUGGCAUGUGUUACCGUGUCAAUACCCUUGCUGCCUACAUUGAGGCCAACCGCCUGGCUCCCAAGUUCUUCUCUGAGGAACUUCCAGUCCACCCCACAGCGGAAAUCUCUGAACAAAGCAUGGUUGGUGCUGAUAGUAUCAUCGGUGCUGCCUGUCAUGUGUCUGAGAAAUCUUCCAUCAAGCGUUCGACCAUCGGAGCUUCCUCCUGUAUCAAGGAGAAGGUUAAGAUCACUAAUUCCAUCAUAAUGAAUGGGGUUACCAUCGAGGAAGGGUGCAGUAUUCAGGGCAGUGUGAUCUGUAACCAGGCUGUCAUUGGUAGAGGGGCUGACAUCAAGUACUGCCUGGUGGGUAGUGGACAGUGCAUCGAAGCAGAAGCUGAAAGGAACAAUGAAGUGAUAGUGAGCACCGACCAACUGAUGGAGAUCUAGAGAUGCUGAAACUUUGUUCAGACCCAGCACUGGACACUUAACUCAACAUGGACAUACAGACCAAGCAUCCCAACCUGUGUUCUGUUUUUUUAUAUUGUUGAUCUUCCCAAUAAAAGAGGAAUGUUUAUUUA
Molecule: messenger RNA, 1872 nt
Organism: Acipenser ruthenus (sterlet)
Lineage: Eukaryota; Metazoa; Chordata; Actinopteri; Acipenseriformes; Acipenseridae
Gene: eif2b3
Product: eukaryotic translation initiation factor 2B, subunit 3 gamma
Exons: 13
Coding region: 398-1741 (447 amino acids)
Biological process (GO): biosynthetic process; cytoplasmic translational initiation
Cellular component (GO): guanyl-nucleotide exchange factor complex; eukaryotic translation initiation factor 2B complex
Molecular function (GO): translation initiation factor activity; guanyl-nucleotide exchange factor activity
Source: RefSeq, a predicted model, not a curated record